CAGGUGUUCUAUAUAUGUCGCCAGCUGGUUCCAUGUUGUUUCACAUGCUGCAUUCGCUGAUGCUGGUUCCCCAGUGCAGAGUUGUCCCCCUUUUAAACUCUCUUCUAACACUACUCUCAAAUCUAGACCAAAUCUGCAAGCUCUUAACAAACAUCGAGAGAUUCGAGAAAAGGGAACUGGAACAGUGUUUUAACUCCAGUGUUUCUGCAAUCUGGUUGGUUGAUCUUGAAAGAGUUUGCUCACUACUGAUUGGACAUUGCCUUGGUGACAUGCUUAUAGGUCCACCAAUCACAGCAGAGGAAAAACAAGUACACUUCUGGAUGGAGAAUAAACUAUUCAGCAAUGGAUUACAAGAAAACGAGAACAAGUUUGAGAUGGAGAUUGAGAAAAUAGUGGAGCAUAUUUUGGCAUGUCCUGCAGAAACCAGCUUGGUUUAUGAGAAUAUAUGUAAAGAGAAGUAUGAAGGAGAUAAAGCAGUUCUCUUACAGUUAUGUUGUAGUGUGCAGACUGAUACUGUGGUUCAUACACUCAGAUUUAUGCAAGAAACAGCAGAGAGUCUUGAUUUGGACACAUUUGAUGUCAGUAAUGAGCCUCUACUAGAUACUGUGUCAAGAUUUGCUUUAGCUGCCAUCAUUACACAUGCCAACAUGCUAGAAACUAUAGUGACCAAAAACAUUACACAUCAUGAUGACACAUUUAUGUCAGCUGUGAGGCAGGUCUAUCAAUUACGGUUGCAUCUGAUGAACAAGAAAGCAUUUCAACAACAGACUGUUAGCCAGAUGGAAAGUUUCCCCACGCACACGGCUGACCGAGAUACUGGCGAGAAAUCACGCAGGGGAGACCCGGACACCGAUACCAAUCUAGACAGUGAUGAAGAAGGUGAGGACGGGGAAAUUCGUAAGACGUCACAGAACGGAUCGUAUGAAGAAGAAUGUGCAGAUUGCCUCAGGAGAAGUUUAUUUCUGAUUCUUGCAGUACAGCCGUAUUGGCAAGUGAAAUCACAUCCUUGUUCUGAUAAUGCAGAAUCAGGAAAAGAAAAAAAUACCAAAGGGAGCUUGUCUGAAACAAAGCAGUCAGUUGUACAGCAGAAUGUCCUAGGUUCACACAAAGGUAGCCAUCCUGACCUUCAGCUCUAUCUGGUGUCAACUGAUGUGACCUCAAACACCAAGAAUGGAGCAGCAACACCUGAUUUUUCUAACAAAGAAGGAACAGGUACAGGUGCUUCUCUCCAGAAAGUAAAACAAACUCUCAGAAGAUUGAGGUGGCAUCAUGAACACUCGGGGGAUGUAACUCUAGGAAGAAAACAAGGGAGACGACUCCCACACAGCAUAAGUGGAGAUGUCUGCAGUUUCAUAAAGGGAGAUAAUCUAAAUCAUCAAAGGGGCAAGAAGAGGAAUGCAUCUUUGAAAAAUGUUUCGUAUUCUGUAAUAGAAGACAUAAUGAAAAUGCAGCAUGAUAGAGCAGAGUCACGAUUGUACGCCUUGAAUCAGAUCAGAGAGUUGUUGAUGGCUCAUAAAGAAAAGACUGAUGCUGAUAGAAGCUCUCCUGUACCUAAGACAUUAUCUACGUUGCUGUGCUCUGCCCAUCUUUGUCUCUUGUCUGGCUGCUUUAAUCUAGGCCUACUCGCUGGACCACAAGGGGAGAAAAUACCCAGAAUUGCUCAUUACAAGGAUGAUAUAAUGUCAGCUAAGGCAGAAACUCAGAGAGAGAUACAGUUAGCAGCACAUGAUAUUUAUGAAUCUCUUGUAGAAGGUCUUCUACUUACAUACAACAAUAAACACAAUCAAGGUACUAGACAGAGGCUACUACUGUGUACUAUAUUUUCACUGAGUAUAAGUUACAAAGCAGUAGAUAUCUCCCUACUGGUGGCCUGCAGGCUCUUACCAACACUAUACGAGAUGGCAAGUCUGUCUGCACCCAUACAGGGUCUGGUUCAACCAAUCAGAGGACGUCUCGGGCAAGUACAGCUCAACACUGUACUGAGAGUAGCCAGCUUCCGGUUGAUACAGAUUGUAUCUCUCACAACAAGUGUUCAUAGUGGACCAUUAAGUUCAGGUGUACUACAGUCUGUCCUAGAUAUGCUGUGGUUCCAGAUACAGAAACAUCUUGACAAUCCUGGUUACCAUAGUAAUGCUAUGGCAAUCUUCUUGGUGUUUACACGCAGAGUUCUCUCAGCAGGGAAGUUGAAAACUCUAGCAGCAACAAAAAAGUGGACUGAUAUGCUUAUAAGUAUAAUAAAAGAGUCAAAACAAGGUCAGAGUUUAAGAACAAAGCUGGCAGCCAUAUCUAUUUUAGAAAGUAUCCUUCUGGCAUGUAAAACUAGCAUUGAUGGGGAUUUCUUUAAACAGGUAAUAUCAGACUUAUUUAGCUGCCUUUCAGACAACAUGUGGGAACUUCCCAUGAAGCAGGCAAUCACUGAUGCUAGACUGGAAGAGUUAUCUCUCUUGUCUAAGUUAGAGCAGCUGAAAAUAGAAGGCAAUGGAGAUUCAGAGAGUUGCCCACUUCUCAGCAAAUCAGCUGACCAGGUUGAUACCUGGCUUGAUCCCUCAGGUCAUGUGACUACAAGUUUGUCUGGUUCCCUUUCAAGUGUCGCCAGUGAGGAGCAAACAGUUGGGGACAGGGGAGGAAAUAAUAACACUAGCGAGAAUGAUACUGUUGAUGGUGUGAAUAAACAGGAUGAUAGAAUAAUUAAUGAAGAUUGUAUGACUCAACUUGAAGUGACCUUUGACCCUGAAAAAUGUGUGUGUAGUAGUAUAGAGGCCGGACAAUCCCUGAUACACAGUACAUCAGGGAAAGGUUAUGGCAUAGCAUCUAUUCCAAUAACAUCGGGAUGUUACCAUUGGAAGUUUCAGAUAGUAAAAGAGAACAAGAGUAACGAGGGUACAUGUGUAGGAGUGUGUCGUCUUCCGGUUCGUGACUAUGGUCAUAGAUCUACAUCAGACAUGUGGUUAUAUAGGGCAUAUAGCGGUAACCUUUAUCAUAAUGGUGAACAACUUCGUACCUUGCAUGGCUUUACUCAAGGAGAUUAUAUAACCUGUGUUCUAGAUAUGGAUUCAAAAACUUUGGCCUUUGGAAAAAAUGGAGAGGAACCUAGAAUGGCAUUUGAAGAUAUUGAUGCUACAGAACUGUACCCCUGUGUGACUUUCUACAGCAGUAACCCUGGCGAAAAGGUUAAAAUAUCUGACAUGCAGAUCCAGGCAGUUCACAAGGACCUGUUACCUGGAGAGCCACUCUGUGCUCCACCUAGUACAGUGGUGUGUGAGGCUCUAAUCCGGACCGUCCGUAGUUUACAUUCCAGUAAUGUAUGGACCGAUGUGAUAAACGAGAAAAUUAUUCAACAGUUAGACAAAGUCUCUGAUCUAGACGUGUUUGUCACACCAGAUGUUAGAGAUAGGUUAGAUACACCGGUGAAAUACGAGGGCAAGAAACAGAAAAGUGAGGAGGAAAAUGGAGAUGACUCUGGUAAAAAGUUCAAGUUCAGUUUAUAG
Molecule: messenger RNA, 3488 nt
Organism: Ruditapes philippinarum (Manila clam)
Lineage: Eukaryota; Metazoa; Mollusca; Bivalvia; Venerida; Veneridae
Product: probable E3 ubiquitin-protein ligase HERC1
Exons: 18
Coding region: 15-3488 (1157 amino acids)
Biological process (GO): proteasome-mediated ubiquitin-dependent protein catabolic process
Cellular component (GO): SCF ubiquitin ligase complex
Molecular function (GO): protein binding
Source: RefSeq, a predicted model, not a curated record